AUAGAUGUUACUAUCUUCCAGGCAAUGGCUUAGCUGAGAUCCAUCCAUCAGCUUUUGACUCUCUGUGGAGCCUGGAACAGCUGGAUCUCUCUUACAACCAGCUGACUAUGCUCAACCACAAAUGGUUCAGCAAGCUGGAAGCUCUGCAGCAGUCAUCUGUGUUUGUAAUGCCUUGUCUUACAUCCCAUCUGCUGAAGAACCUGCAGUAUCUGGACCUGUCCGACAACCUUCUGACGGACCUGACUCUGGUGGAGACGCUUUGUGGUACAACACAAACUUUGAAGGACAUUCGAGUUUUAAACUUCAGUGGAAAUGCUCUGAAGUCUUUGUCCACCGUGAGCCGACUGGUCACAAAGUUCUCUAAACUGACACACCUGGAUAUUAGUAGGACCGGUUACAGCUUCAUGCCCUCAAGCUGUCCUUGGCCUUCCACCCUGCGAUUCCUAAACAUCUCCGGGGCAAAGUUCACAGCCAUUACCCCCUGUCUACCCCAAACCCUGGAGGUGCUGGAUUUGAGCAACAACAACCUUAAAGAUUUCACUCUACUUCUGCCUGUACUCAGGGAACUGUAUCUCUCUGGCAACAAGUUUCUGAGGUUGCCCUCUGGGCUAUCCUUCCCCAAUCUACAAACCCUGACCAUCCAGUCAAAUACCCUGAACAUGUUUGGCAAAACAGACCUCCAGUCAUACCAGCGACUCGAUAACCUCCAGGCUGGUCAGAAUAAGUUUGUCUGCUCCUGUGACUUUGUCAGCUUUGUCCAGUUGAAUUUUGUGCAGUCUGACUGGUGCCGCUAUGAGCUUGACUUCUCUCACUUCUGGCUUUUUGAUGGUCAAGCCACUGGUGAGGCAGCCAUUUUGAUCCUACUAGAGCCAUUGUCCAAGGAUGAUGUCCCCAAACGCUUCUACAAACUGCGCAAACUGAUGAGUUCCACCACCUACCUAGAGUGGCCACAGGAGGAAGAGAAGAGGGAGGAGUUCUGGAGCAGUCUGCGCAAUGCUUUGAGAGGAAACGAUAACUAAAAGAGCAGAAUAUAAUAAAGAAUGAGAAGAAAAAGAAAGAGUUGGACAAUAAGGGAUACAAGAGAGGGAUAAAUAAAGUCAAAGUAAAGCUGUAGCAUCUUAAUUCACUGAUAUCCAAGUCAUCAUUACUGAAAAUCACAACCCUAGCCCCAAACCCCAAAUUUAUUCCUGUGUUUUGGAGAAAAGCAAAAAGGGUUGUGGUUGUUACCAGUUUCUGUCAGUCCAAGGAGGUGGCCUCCUCCACCAACUAGGACAUCAUUGUCACUAGGGAUGGGAAUUGAUAACAAUUUAGUAAUCCCAGUUCUUGUUUCACUUAUCAAUCUCAUUGUCUCCAAUGUGAGAGUCACCACCAUCUCUAAGCAGCAAAUCAAAGACAUUAAAAUCAUGCUAA
Pundamilia nyererei is the source of this 1410-nucleotide messenger RNA. RefSeq names its product toll-like receptor 2 type-1. Gene Ontology annotation, cellular component: signaling receptor complex; plasma membrane. NCBI's taxonomy places the organism in Eukaryota, Metazoa, Chordata, Actinopteri, Cichliformes, Cichlidae. The record is from RefSeq and is a predicted model, not a curated record. The annotation marks the transcript as partial. Gene Ontology annotation, biological process: inflammatory response; toll-like receptor signaling pathway. Gene Ontology annotation, molecular function: protein binding; signaling receptor activity; triacyl lipopeptide binding. The transcript has 7 exons.